Thlaspi arvense is the source of this 945-nucleotide messenger RNA. The record is from the annotation of a GenBank genome assembly. Lineage: Eukaryota; Viridiplantae; Streptophyta; Magnoliopsida; Brassicales; Brassicaceae.
AUGGAGAGAAAAAGAAACAAGUAUUACAUUGUAAAUAUACCAAGGAAAAAAAUUCCAAAAACGAUUGAUAACGAUAUACCGGUUAUUGACAAAUCUUUUGGGUUUGACACUGCUGUGGAGGAAGCUCAACGAGCAAUCAACGUAGCUAAUGUUGAAGCAGAGAGUAAUAAGAAUGGUAUCGAUUUUGUUAAGCUUAUGGGUCGUUACAGUGGAUUCAUAGUGAUGUAUGCUACAUUAGCCAGUAGAGAUGUUGAUUGCUGCCUGAUUCCCGAGUCACCAUUUAACCUCGAAGGAGAAGGUGGACUCUUGGAGUUCAUAGAGAGACGGCUCAAGGAACAUGGUCACAUGUUGAUUGUUCUUGCUGAAGGAGCAGGACAAGAUUUGAUGUCCAAAAGCAUGGAAUCUAAUACUCUCAAGGACGCGUCUGGUAAUAAACUUCUUAAAGAUGUCGGCUUCUGGUUAUCACAAAGCAUCAAGGAUCAUUUUAAGAAGACUCAGAUGGUGAUGAAUCUCAAAUGCAUUGAUCCAGCAUACAUGAUCCGGGCUGUUCCAAGCAAUGCAUCAGACAAUGUCUACUGUACACUUCUUGCUCAAAGUGUGGUUCAUGGCGCAAUGGCUGGUUACACUGGCUACACCAGUGGUCUUGUCAAUGGAAGACAAACAUACAUCCCUUACUACAGAAUAACAGAGAAACAGAACAAUGUGGUGAUUAUGUUCCGGAAAGCACGUAGCCAUCAUAUCUCUGAACUGGAAAAAACAUUAGAGAAAAUGAAGAACGAACUUAACGAUGAAAAUGGUGAUGAUGACGAGGAUGAGAAAGAUGAUGCAGAGGAUGAUGAGAGUGAUUGGGAUGAAGCUGAUGGUGAAAUCCCUAGCAAGGAAUAUUCAUCAUCGAUUAUUCAUUAUGGUCAUCUUCUAUUGAUAAAGUUUGAUGUUUCUAUCUUG